Molecule: messenger RNA, 1842 nt
Organism: Camponotus floridanus (Florida carpenter ant)
Lineage: Eukaryota; Metazoa; Arthropoda; Insecta; Hymenoptera; Formicidae
Product: mitochondrial fission regulator 2
Exons: 6
Coding region: 138-881 (247 amino acids)
Source: RefSeq, a predicted model, not a curated record
UGGUUUAAACAUCUAUGUUUUUAAUAUAACCUCGUUUCUGCAGAGUAAAGUACAAAAUAUGUAUGAAUGAAAGUAAUUAAUUAUAAAUCACAGAGAUAGCAAUAAUAAUUGAUUACGAGGGUAAAGAAUUUAUCUCGAUGCAUGAUGAUCAGUACUUCUGCUAUAUGAAAUUAAUCAUCACAGAUAUGAGUGAUAUUAUAUGUGGAAAAAGAAGAAGUAUUGUAAGGAGAAUAGGUUCUUUUUUACCUCUGAGGCCACCACCAAAAAUAUAUGUCAGUGUAACACCAUUACAUUCGAUGACAAGUUCAAUGAUUAAUGAGGAAACUAGUAACACUUAUGUCGAUACAAAUGGAUAUGGUUCUAUGAGGCUUUCCAGUAGUAGACCAGAUCUACUACAACCAAUUAGUUUUGGAUCUGAAGUAAGAUUACUUGCGUUGGAACAAGAGUUGCAAGAGCUUAGAGAACAAAUCUCAACAAUUGUAAAAAAUAAUAAACUGUCUAAGUAUGCAUCUGUUACAUCUUUACCCAGUGGAGCAGACAAAGGAAAAUCUUUGACAAUAUCACCACCACCUCCACCUCCUCUUCCGCCGCCUACAACACCACAUAUCGCGAGAAGAGCUAGUCUGCAAGAUCAUAAAAUUGAGGAGCGCAAAAAAAUUCCACUGAAUGCGCAGAAAUCAACAGAUAAUAUACUUAAAGAUAUCGAUAAUAUAAAAUUAAAAUCAAUUGCAAGAUCUCCAGGUGGACAUUCUAUUCGGAUAAAACGUGAAAAUAGUCCAUGUAAUGAUUUGCAGGAAAUUUUACGCAGACGAUACAUCGCAAUGCAAUCUCCCAACAAUAGGAAUUCAUCAGUUAACUUAACUAUAGACAAUUUGUUUUGAACACUAUAUGUGUGUGACAAUAUUCUGGAGUAUUUUCAUUGUAUGUAUAUGUUGAAAUUUAGAACUUCACAAGCAAGCACUCUCUUGUGACACACAUACACACACACUGAAGCAUAUAUAUACAGGAUGGUUUAAAAGUUUAGAAACGACCAAUUAUUUUCGAAAAUAGUGGUUCUAUGGGAAAAUAUUUUCAAAAAAGUUUAAAACGAUCUAUUUAUUGAUCUCAUCAAUUUAAUCUUGGAUGACGUUGUCAAAGUUAGGGCAAGUCGCCUUAAAUUUUUUAAAAUCCUAUAUUCUUGUAACUUACUUUGAGAGCUUUCUAAACUGCUAUAAUUGAGUUAUAUUUUAUUAAGUAUUUCUUUUAUAAGAUGAAAUAAUUUUGGUAAUUAUUUACAUUAACGAUAUCUCGCCGAUGAGCUUGAUCUUUACAUAUGUUGUAGAGAUGAGGUUGCUGAUUGAUGAAUUUUUCUCUUUAUUUUAUUUGGUGGUCUCUUAUAGUUUUUGAAAUAUUUAACAAAAAAGGUUUUUUGUGUGUGUGCGCGCGCGCAUGGGGAAGACAUAUGCAAUAAAAAAUUGGGGUUUCCAUUUUAAAAAAUCAUGUUGGCCUUAACUUUGCCUUAACCCCUUCACUCAAGGUCAAACGGAUAUGAUCAUUGAAUAGAACUUUUAAAACCCUACAACUUUGAUUGGAAACAUUUUUGUCAGAAACGUUUUGUUUUCGAGAUAUUUGACCAUUUCCAGACUUUUCUAACACCCUGUAUAUAAUAUAUAUAGCUUGCUGCGAUCACUAAUAAUAAUAAUGAUUAUGUGAGUGAGUGAGUGAGUGAGUGAGUAGAAAAGAGAAAAAGAGACAAAAUGUGUGUCCGCGCGCGUACGUGUGUGUUUGUGUGUAAUAAAAAUUGUAGUAUCGUUUGCAAUGAAUACAAUGAUGUAUGAUUUAAUGUAAAUAUUUUACAUAUUG